AUGUCCUCUCAACACCGCACCCUCUUUGAAACUCCAGGCUGGAAUCUUGGGGAAGUAGUUGCCGAAAAGGGUAAAUCCAAGAAAUCACGUAAAAGAGAGAGACGUAUGUUAGAAACCGUUGAAAAAAUCAAGAAUAAUAUCGAAAAGCUGAAAACUGGAAAGGAACGCAUAGACAUAGGAAGCGGGGACGGAAACGAGGCCGAACAGAGGACAAACAAAAAAUUGAGAAAGACCAAUGAGAAGGGUGUUGUAGAAAAACAAAGCAAGGGCUCCAUUAAAGAUAACGGCAAGAGUGAGACUAGUGAAUCGAAGAAACCUCACGACUCGGAAAGACAGCUAUCGGAAGAAGUUGAAAAAAUUGUGAAUAGUUUCAAAGAGUUGAAAAACAGGAAAAAGCGCAUGGGAAUAGGAGGCGAGAGUGAGAUUGGGGCCGGACAGAGAGAAAACAAAAAAUCGAGGAAAAGGAAUAAGAAAGGUGUUGUAGAAAAACAUAGCGUGGUCUCGGCUGAAAGUGAAGACAAGAGCGAACUGGUAAAAGAUGCUGAUUCUGUUUAUGGACAUCUGCAGAUAAAGGAGCAAAUAACAGACAACGAUGCUAGUUCAAGUAAUAGUAAAGUUGCAACAUCAGAAUCCAAAAAGAGAAAAAAGAUACAGAAAGGCAAACCACCCAACCAGGAAUUGUUCAAUGGCUCGGAUGCCAACAUUCAAAAGCACCAUCAUAUAUCAACUACUCAGCAAGCUUCUUCUAUUCCUUCAGCUGUAUCUGCAAGCACUUCAAACAUACAAUCUAAAUCAUAUGCUGCUAAUUCAAAAAAAUCGCUAACGACCUCACGCUUUCGCUGGAUAAACGAAAAGCUAUACACGUCAACAAGUACAACAGCAUAUGAACUAUUUGCAUCAACUCCAUCACUGUUCGCCGAGUACCACGAGGGUUUCCGGUCAGCUGUGGAGGCAUGGCCGGUAAAUCCUGUCGACGUGAUGAUUGAGUAUUUGCAAAGCAAGCCAAAAGAUACUGUUGUGGCUGAUUUAGGAUGCGGAGAAGGAAAGAUAGCAGAAAAUGUUCAAUGUAAAGUCGUGUCAUUUGAUUUGAGCGGUGGUGAUAGGAUUGUUAAGUGCGAUAUCGGUAAGCUACCAAUGCCCGGUGAGCUUUUCGAUGUUGCAAUACUCUGUUUGUCGCUUAUGGGAACGAACUAUAUCGAUUUUAUCAGAGAAGCUUAUCGAAUAUUAAAAAAAGACGGGGAACUGAAAAUCGCAGAAGUGAUUAGUCGUUUUACGGAUAUUGACGCAUUUGUUGCAUUACUAAGUGAAGUUGGAUUCAGACUAGUUAGAAAGGAUGAUAAGAAUAAAAUGUUCAUCCAGUUUGAUUUCGUUAAAUCGAAACCAAUUGGUGCCAAAAAGUCAAAAUUAUCAGAUGCCUCAAAAUUAUUAAAGCCUUGUGUUUAUAAAAAACGAUAA
This is a messenger RNA of Paraglomus brasilianum, 1455 nucleotides long. The record is from the annotation of a GenBank genome assembly. NCBI's taxonomy places the organism in Eukaryota, Fungi, Glomeromycota, Glomeromycetes, Paraglomerales, Paraglomeraceae.